AUGAUGAAGGAACGCGUUACAGAAGACAAAGGAAAAAGGACAAAGAAAAAGUUAAACAAGUACACAUAUGAUAAGAAUAAACUAGAGUACAUAAGUUUCCUAUGUGAAGAGGAUGACAUCAAUUUCUUUUGUACGUUUAGUGAAGAGUGUAAAUCUCGCACAGAUCACAAUAGUUUAAAUAAAAAUUUAUAUAAAUGUAGAGAUAAUAUAAAAUAUGGAAAUAUCAAUGAACACAAUUUAAAGUAUAGCAUUUAUGAAGAUACAUACUUAACAGUACUAGUUCACAAUGAAAAUAUUGCUUCGGACGAACGGUCUUGUUCUUCCAUAGCAUAUAUAUAUGAACAAUUUUAUUUAAAUUACUGUGAUAUAUUUUACACAGAUUAUAAAAGAAAUACACAAAAUUUUGUAAAAAAUUAUGAAGAAGAUAUCAACUUCUUUCAUUUAAUAAGUAAGAAAAAAAAAAAAAAGAAAAAAAAAAAAGGAGGAAUAGGAACAACAGGAGAAGGGGCGGAGUUGUAUAAUAUCACAGGAACAAAUAAUACUCGCUUCCUAUCAUGUUAUAAGACACCACUUGAUCCAUAUGUAAGAACAGGAAAGGAUAUAAACGUUUUGCAUGAACCCUGUGAUAUUAUAAUAUCACCAUAUAUUGCUUACAGUAAAUUGCAAAGCUGUAUACUUGAAUAUUAUAUACCCACCAUAAAAUGUGGUAUUACCCCUUGUUAUUUGAGUAAACAUUUAAAAAAUGAAAAAAAAAAAGAAAACAACCUUUACGAUUGCAAUAUUUGUAAUGUUAUUAUAAAUAGAAAAGAUGUUACUAGGGGAAGCAAGUACAGUACUACACACACGUCAGAUGGCUAUAAAAAAAAAAAAAUUAAAAAAAAAAAUAAAAUAAAUAACAGAAUUAUUAUAACUCCACAAGUAAAACGCGAAAAGAAGGAUACAACAGGAAGACAGUCAAAAGAGAAUAUAAAACAAAGGAGGAAUAAAAAAAAGAGAAAAAAUGAACAAUUUUUUACUUCCCAUGAUCCUCUAUUUCGUCUUUAUAAUUACACCUCGAGCGAUGAAAGUACCAUGUGUUUUUCCAAAUUUUUACCUGAACAGCAAGGUACCAAAAAAAAAAAUAAACUGGGAAUAUUAACAUCAAGGGCGAAUGUUACAAAAGGGGAAGAAGAGAAUAACGGCAUGGUUAUUUUCAACGACAUCAUAGAACUCUGCAAGCAAAAUAAAAUAUUCACCCUAAAGGACAAACAAAAGGGGCUUUUACAUGUGUGUAAAAAUGAGUUCAAAUGUGUAAGGGAAAAAAAGACUUUACAAAAAAGUGUGCGGGAAGAAUAUUCUACGGAACAGCUGAAACACCAUAACACAGUGAGCACAGCACGUGAAAUGCCACCCGAGAAGUUUAAUAAAUCCUCAAUCGCUAGAAACUUGUCGUCUUGUUCCUACAUUAAUAGCGGCUGUUAUGAACACCCCAGUGGAUCCCACUUAACAAAGUAUGCUCAAAAAAUAGGGAAUAAUGAUAACGUACAACGGAUGUAUAAGAAAAGAAGCUUCAGCACAUGCUCUUCUUCAUGUGCACCCAAAGUGGAUAAAGUGGAAGCGAUAUCUCAAAUGAAUAAGAUGUGCAAAAUAAGUUUAUUUCGAAACGAGAACGUGAGCGGAAUGAGAGAAGGAAUAAUAAAUAAGGAUAAAAGGGAAGAAAAAGCUGAAGUAAAAAUUGAGGAAAAAACUGAAGAAAAAAUUGAAAAAACAAGUGAAAUAAAUAUUGGCAAUAUUCAAAUUAUAAACAACGCGAAUGUCAAAAGGAGGAGGGAAAACGACUUAUUGAAAAAGCAAAUUCUUAUAGGGUUAAACCAAAAGUACUAUAAUCCAUUGCACCUAGAAAAAAUAGUGAGCAGCAGAAAUUGUGCUCUAGGUAAAGGCAAAAUAAUAUCAAAAGAGAAGAAAAAAAAUUUAGAUAUAAAAAGAAAUAAAAAAAAAAAUGAGAUAAUACUAAACGACAUUAACAGUACAGUCUCUUUAAAAAAUUCCACGUUUCUAAAACAUAAAUUUUGUUCUUUAUAUAUGCAUGGAAAAUAUACUUUGAUCUGCCAAUUGUACAGAUACGACUACAUAUAUAUAGACUUUCACAUUACAUAUAUAUAUAUAAAAUCGUUAAUAAAAUUAAAGAAAUAUAAAUCUUGUUUGAAAUACAUUUAUGAUAUUAAUGAAAAGAAUCUAAACAUAUUUAACAGAAGAAUCUUGCACUUCUUCUGUGGAAUUUGCUAUGAAAAGUUACACCACUUUAAAUUAAGCUCUAUGGAAUAUUCAAAAGUAGUAGUUAACCAAAUGGAUGAUAAUAAAACUAAAGCGUCUACUAAUCUUAUUCCUAUGUGUGAGCUACAUAAGGAAUAUAAAACUAAUGUGGAUGAAAUAAAGCCAUUCGUUCUUAGCUGUUUGGAUAAAUUAAUAGGAUGUUAUCAGGUGAAAACACAUGAAGAGUAUAACUUAGUUAAUUAUGUUCAACAAAACUACUACUUUGGGAAACUUAUAAACUAUUACUUAUGUAAACUAAGUGAUAAGAAAAAUAAAGGGACAUAUAAUAUUAUGGAAUAUCAGAACACGCAAAAUGAGAUAUCCUUUAGGAAGGUCCCUUUGUUUUUCGGUGAUAACAAAAAUUGCUCGAGGAAAUCCUCUUUCUUUUAUGGUGACAACAAAAAUUACAUGAACAUGGUCAGGAAAAUUCAACCAUAUAAUAGUAGCACAAAAAUGAUUGACGGAUUUUAUAAAGUAAGUUUUUCAGACAGAGCCAGCGAGCAUAAUUAUAGGAACGGACAUUUUAACAACAAUAUUACGAACGAAAAUAAUAAGAAAAAUAUUACUCCUAUUUUUUACAAUAAAAUUAUAAAUGAGGAGGGAGUGCUAAAUAGGAGAACCUUGGAAAAUUUAAGUACAAUUCACCACUAUAGGGACAAGAAUAAAAUGGGGGAAAAAAUAUUGAAUGUUCAGAAAAUAAACAGAAAUUAUGAUCGUUCAUGCGAAAAUCGAAAAAGUAAUGAAAUAUUUGGAAACCAAAAAAAAGACACACAAAAAUGUCAAUAUAAAAAAUGCAGCAAUUUAAUACAAAAAAAAAAUAUGUACAUUAACAUGAGUAAUAUCUUGCAUGUUACUAACAGCGACGGUGAGGCCUCUAAUAGUGAAGAAUAUUUCCCACUUCACAGUUUUAACUUUGCACAUGCUGGUUAUAACUUUGCACAUGCUGGUUAUAACUUUGCACAUGCUGGUUAUAACUUUGCACAUGCUGGUUAUAACUUUGCACAUGCUGGUUAUAACUUUGCACAUGCUGGUUAUAACUUUGCACAUGCUGGUUAUAACUUUGCACAUGCUGGUUAUAACUUUGCACAUGCUGGUUAUAAUUUUGCACAUGCUGGUUAUAAUUUUGCACAUGAUAACUGCAGUAUGUUUUUGAACGAAAUAGCCAACAGUGAUGGUAAAAAUUUGAAAAAAAAAUUCUUGUCCCUUUUCGACAAAAUUACAGAAAGCGAUUUGAUGCAUUUUACUGUGUUGUCCUCUCAUUAUGAUGACCUUUAUUUUUAUGCUCUUUAUAUAUUUUUUCAUAUAUGUUGUAACAAAACAUUUAAAAAAAUUGCAAACUUUGUAAGAUGGAAUUUUUCCAAUGAGAAUAUUUUAAAUAUGAUAAGGAAGUUGGCAUAUCAUCUAAAAUUAGUGGACAUACAUUUUAAUAAUACUGAUAAAGUAAGAAGCCGUUAUUGCAUUAGGAUAACGACUGACAGAGGAAAAAGAGAAGCUGAUGAAUUACCUAGAUGUUCAGGAAAAAUAUACAUUGAUAAAAUAACAUUAAUAGAUCUUAUAUGCAUUAAUUUAUAUACUAUAAAAAAUUGCGAUUUUGUAAACAGCUAUUACAUUAGUAAAUAUAUAAUGAAAAGAGAAAUGGCAUAUACCAAUAAAGAAGCUAUUCUUUUGUUUAUAACAUCUCUUACAAAUUUACAAGAUUUUUUGAAAAAUAAAAAAAAUAAAAUAAAAGAGUUGGUUCUUUUAUUCCACGAAAGAGUUAAUGAACAUGUACGUAAAUAUAAAAGAUAUUACUUCAAGCCAGAUAUGUACAUAUAUAAAAAAGAUUAUUUGGAUUACUAUAUAUUGGGAAUAAUUUCCUUUUUAAAUAAUGAUAUGAGAAAAUCUUGUUCUUUUUUUAAAAAAUGUAUACAGUUAAAAAAUAACUUUUACUUAAGUUACGUUUACUUACUACAAAUAAGUUUAACAGAUGAUACAUUACUAUUAAUAUCAUUACGAGAGAGAAAAUUAAUUUUUUUUGAAUGUCUAAAAUUAAAAGAAUAUAAUUUGUUACCCUAUCUGAUUUACUGUUCUAGUGUUAUAAAAAAAAUGCAACAAGAUUUACAUAAUGAAAAAUUGAAAAAAAAAAAAAAAUUUAUUUAUCAUUCAACUGACUAUUUAAAGGAUAUGUUCACCAGAGCAAUAUAUUUGGAUGGUGAACAUAUUUUCAUAUAUAACGAACUAUUCGUCUAUAACUUUUUAAGAAGAGGUUUUCUUCAGUGUCAAACGAUUAUAAAUAAAGUUUUUCUAUCCUACAAUUUUUUUUCCCACACCUCGACCAUUGUAACUACUCCUUUGUCUUUUAUUCUGUACAAUGCAGGAGUUUAUUAUUAUUUAUGCGAAAAAAAUUUGAGUAAGUCAGAAAAAUUAGUAAUACGAAUUUUACAAGCUAACCCAUUUGAUAUAAAAUCUUUAAAUCUAUUAACCCAUAUUUUGUUCACCAAAAAAAACAAACAAUGGUUAUACUUUUUUGAUUAUUGUAUGUAUUUAGAAAAUGUACUUCAUUCAAAAAAUAUUAUUCCUUACAAAACAUAUGUAUGUAAAAAUUUUUUUACAAAAAUUAAAGGCUUAAGAGAUAUGAAUAUUUUCAUAAGGUACUAUAAAAUACUAAAAAAUGUUGAAAAGUUUUAUGGAAUUUUGGAAAAUUAUAUUAAAACAAGUAACUCUUCGCUUUAUCCAGAUUUUAGCGAAGGUUAUGCAUGA
Molecule: messenger RNA, 5031 nt
Organism: Plasmodium malariae
Lineage: Eukaryota; Apicomplexa; Aconoidasida; Haemosporida; Plasmodiidae
Product: conserved Plasmodium protein, unknown function
Exons: 1
Coding region: 1-5031 (1676 amino acids)
Source: RefSeq, a predicted model, not a curated record